AACUUGUAACUUUGGUUUCCUAGGUUCAGCACUUCAAGACAAACACUAAUGUGGAUUCCAGACUCUUUUUUUUCCAGUUUGCUGAGUGGAAGAAUUUCAACGCUGAAGGAUGAAACUGGUGCUAUAUUUAUUGAUCGAGAUCCAGCAGCAUUUGCACCCAUUUUAAAUUUUCUUCGCACAAAGGAGUUAGACUUACGGGGAGUGAGUAUUAAUGUUCUCAGGCAUGAAGCUGAAUUCUAUGGAAUCACUCCUUUAGUAAGAAGAUUGCUACUAUGUGAAGAACUGGAACGCUCAUCUUGUGGCAGUGUCCUUUUUCAUGGCUACCUGCCUCCUCCAGGCAUUCCCAACCGUAAAAUAAAUAGCACUGCUGGGCCACCGGCUGAUGUUAGAACUGGCCAAAACUGCUCCGAGAGUGAGGUUCAUGGAGGUGGUGGUGUCCAACCUACACUUGCUGGUACUGGGGAAGGUACAGUCAGGCUAGGAUUUCCUGUGGACCCACGGAAAGUCCUAAUAGUAGCUGGCCACCAUAAUUGGAUAGUGGCUGCCUAUGCCCAUUUUGCUGUUUGCUACAGAAUUAAAGAAUCAUCUGGGUGGCAGCAGGUGUUCACGAGUCCCUAUCUGGACUGGACAAUUGAGCGAGUGGCUCUCAAUGCUAAGGUGGUUGGAGGACCUCAUGGAGACAAGGAUAAGAUGGUUGCAGUGGCCUCAGAGAGCAGCAUAAUCUUGUGGAGCAUUCAAGAUGGUGGUAGUGGCAGUGAAAUUGGAGUGUUCAGUCUUGGAGUCCCUGUAGAUGCUCUAUUCUUCAUUGGCAACCAGUUGGUGGCUACAAGCCAUACAGGGAAAGUGGGAGUGUGGAACGCUGUGACUCAGCAUUGGCAGGUUCAGGAUGUUGUUCCUAUCACAAGCUAUGAUACUGCUGGGUCUUUUCUGCUGCUGGGCUGUAACAAUGGCUCUAUCUACUAUAUAGACAUGCAGAAGUUCCCAUUGCGAAUGAAAGACAAUGAUCUUCUAGUGACAGAAUUGUACCAUGAUCCCUCCAAUGAUGCUAUAACAGCGCUCAGUGUCUACCUCACGCCUAAAACAAGUGUAAGCGGCAAUUGGAUUGAGAUUGCAUAUGGCACCAGCUCUGGAGCAGUGAGGGUGAUUGUACAGCACCCUGAAACAGUUGGGUCUGGGCCUCAGCUCUUUCAGACCUUCACAGUUCAUCGAAGUCCUGUUACGAAGAUCAUGCUCUCAGAGAAACACCUUGUGUCAGUUUGUGCUGAUAACAACCAUGUAAGGACAUGGACUGUGACUCGGUUCCGGGGCAUGAUUUCAACUCAGCCAGGCUCAACACCUCUUGCAUCAUUCAAAAUCUUAUCCCUUGAGGAAGCAGAGAGUCAUGGCAGUUACAGUUCUGGAAAUGACAUUGGACCCUUUGGUGAACGUGAUGAUCAACAGGUGUUUAUCCAAAAAGUUGUUCCCAUCACUAAUAAGCUGUUUGUAAGGCUGUCUUCAACUGGGAAAAGGAUCUGUGAGAUCCAGGCAGUUGACUGCACUACCAUCUCAUCAUUUACUGUGCGAGAAUGUGAAGGAUCCAGCAGAAUGGGCUCCCGGCCACGCCGCUACCUCUUCACUGGGCAUUCAAAUGGCAGCAUCCAGAUGUGGGACCUGACCACAGCUAUGGACAUGGUUAAUAAGAGUGAAGACAAAGAUGUUGGCGGCCCCACAGAGGAAGAGCUGCUCAAGUUGCUUGACCAGUGUGACUUGAGUACGUCUCGCUGUGCCACACCCAACAUCAGUCCUGCCACCUCAGUUGUUCAGCCAAACCGGCUUCGGGAAUCUAAUUCCAGCCUCCAACUGCAGCACCACGAAACAAUCCAUGAAACAGCCACCUAUGGUUCUGUGCGGCCAUACAGAGAAAGUCCCCUAUUGGCAAGAGCAAGGCGGACGGAGAGCUUUCACAGUUACCGGGACUUCCAGGCUUUUAACUUAUCCAGCAAAAGCCCAACAGAAAAGGCAGCUGCUGCAAAUGGGAAUUCAAGCCAGACAGAGGCCAAGAAGGCAACAGCUGAGGGCAGUGCAGCUGAGAGGAAGGCAGUCCCAACAACAGCAUUUGAAGUGCGAGGCACAGGCGUGACAGAUGCAGGUGGGUGCUGCAGUACAGAGGUUCACCAUCUGCCAGAGAGUUCACCGAAUCUCAAACGAAGAGGACCAGAAGAGGAGAGCGAAGCCAAAGCAGAAAGCAAAAAGAAAAUGGGUUUUGAAGGAGCUGGCUUCCUGGGAAGGAAGAAAGUGCCUCUCCUGGCCUCUGCACCAGUCCUUGCUGAAGGUGGGCCUGAAUUACCUGGUGUGGCUUCUCCAUCGCCUACGAAGACAGCUGCUUCACCACGUCACCGGAAGAAUGACUCCUCCUGCCAAGACUAUGGCUUGUGAAAAUGUGACUGGUGGCAAAGAUGAGGUGCAGGUGCCCUCUGGCUUGGCAGCAGGCGUAACGUUAGGUGUUGUGGGUUGUUUCUUGACUGGGACUUUGUUCUGAUACACAGAAUG
Molecule: messenger RNA, 2529 nt
Organism: Pelecanus crispus (Dalmatian pelican)
Lineage: Eukaryota; Metazoa; Chordata; Aves; Pelecaniformes; Pelecanidae
Source: RefSeq, a predicted model, not a curated record